GGGAAGAGCUUUAAAGAUGGAUGCUGAGGAAAUAAGAGUGUUGUUCACUGAUGGGGUUUAGUCAAUGAGAAUGAACUACUAUCCUCCAUGCCCUGAACCUGAAAUGGCCAUCGGUUUCACAUCUCAUUCAGAUGCAGAUGCCUUGACGAUUCUCUUCCUGCUUAACCAAAUAGAAGGCCUGCUAAUCCGAAAGGAUGGAAGAUGGAUUCCAAUUAAGCCGCUACCAAAUGCUUUUGUAGUCAACAUUGGAGACUUAAUGGAGAUUGUGAGCAAUGGAUUAUAUCGUAGCAUCGAGCAUCGAGCAAUGGUAAACUCAGCCAGGGAUAGGCUAUCUGUUGCAACAUUCUAUAGCUCCAUGCUAGACUCGGAAUUAGGUCCUGCACCAAGCAUUAUUGGCCCUAAUAACCCAGCAAUAUUCCGGCGAGUUCCUAUGGAGAAGUACUUUAAGGAAUUUUUUGCUAGGAAACUAAAUGGCAAGUCUUACCUUGAUUUCAUGAGAGUGGAAGGCGGGGAGCAAAUGUAUACUUGAACCCAGAGUUCAAAAAAGUUGCAUGGUGUAAUACUUCAUCAAUUUUGAAAGAACUUACCUUGAUGGGGUUAGCAUGUAUUUGUAGUACCAAAAUUUCUUUACUUCGUUGUAAGCAUUCGUUAAGAU
Messenger RNA from Rubroshorea leprosula, 655 nucleotides. Lineage: Eukaryota; Viridiplantae; Streptophyta; Magnoliopsida; Malvales; Dipterocarpaceae. The record is from the annotation of a GenBank genome assembly.